CACCCCAGCCCCAACCCCCAUAUUAUCUUUAUUUUUGCUUAUAGAUUUUAGCUUAUCCUGCUUGGUGUAAGCUUCCUUUUUUCAGCUCUAUUUUAUCUUUCUUUGGAUCCCAAAACUGUAUUUUCUUUUCUUGUGGAGGAUAAAAUAUGCAUGUCAUUGGAGAGUAUGGGAUUCUUGCUAUGGCUUAUAAGUUAUUACAUUGUGGUAUUUGAUCCAUGCCUCAGUACAGUUUAGGCCACAAACCAGAGAUCUUGGUAUGGUAAUGAGAGAGGUAGAUGAAGAUCUAGCUAUUUUCUUGGGGAUGCGAAGUGCCGUGGAGAGAAAUGACCCUCCUGCCCCUGUCAAACCUGAUGAUGACUUUAACAAAUCAAAAGAUUCGAAGCCAAAACCCAAUUGCUUGUUGCCCGUGAACGCUACUCGAGAACAUAGUGUCCCGAUUGCAGCUGAAAAACAUGAUUAUAAUCGGCAACCCGAUUCUUCUUCACUCGAUCCGGUAGAGGCAAACGAAACUCCCAAGGAAUCCAAUCCCCCGAGCGAACAAAACCGGCCAUCACCAACGAACACAACUCCAUCCUUCGGGCCCAACAAAAGGCCUUUAUCAUCAUCAUCAUCAUUAUCCGGGCCCCACCACAAACCCUCUCCAAGACCCUCGACUCCCACCUCUCGACCAACAAAACCGAGGCCCUCACGAGGACCCACAUUGCCUUCUUUUCCCUCCAAACCAAGCUCACGCUCUUCCACUCCUAAUCCCUCGAGGCCCACUCGCGGCAAACCGGUCCCCGCAAGGCCCGCUUCUGCAUCCAGAGGAAGGGUGAGUAGGCCCGAAGAGAAGCCCAACAAACGGCAACAAAAAUCUUGCUCGCCUCCGAAAAUGCGGGCCCCGGCCCAAAUCGCGGGCCGUCAGAGGGCUCGUGUGGGAAAUAACGACGGAAAUGAAGUGAACCCAGUUUUGAUGGGCGCGAAGAUGGUGGAUAGGGUCGUGAACAUGAGGAAGUUGGCCCCACCUAAGCAAGACGGGAGCUUUUCUCGAGAUAAUUAUGGUUCGAGGAAAUCGGGUUUGGAGAAUUCGGGUUUCGGGAGGUCGCUGUCGAAGAAGUCGUUGGACAUGGCCAUACGGCAUAUGAUGUACUUGUGCACUUUGUGUAGUUUGUUUAUGAUGAGACUGCGUAUAAGUUAUAGUUUAUGCAGAAUUGGAGUGGUUUGA
Messenger RNA from Striga asiatica, 1204 nucleotides. Lineage: Eukaryota; Viridiplantae; Streptophyta; Magnoliopsida; Lamiales; Orobanchaceae. The record is from the annotation of a GenBank genome assembly.